AGAUCAAGUUACUAUAGGUGUAGACACAAUUGCUUGAAUCAUCGCUUAUGGAGCGGUUGUGGCAAGAUCUUUGGUCGCCGACCUACAUGCAUCUUCAGCUUUUCGCACUCACCAGCUUGGUUGAAGCUGAAGCCGAUUAUGGGCCUCCCAGGCGUCUCUACUCAUCAUCCGAAGUCAAACUGCCUACGAUGAUGAUUCGCACCAGCAACUCCAGAUGUCAGAGAAAGAAGAGAGAACGCCGCUGUCGUCUGCUUGCUUCAAGCACGCGCAGAACUACACAUACAGGAUAGUCUCGGAAACCACUUACUCCUCCGAUGAUCUACCUGAAACACAAUGCUCACAACGCAUGAUACACCGCCUUCGUCGUCCCGCAAUGUAGCAAGCGCAUCGCUCUCAGGUCUCUCAACAUUCUUCAUCACCGCCCCCGCUGUAUCCUCAGCAUCUUCAGCUCUCAAUUUUUUUCCCUCCCCGCUGCACACCAUGCGCAUCACAGUCAACAAAGAAGACGUCCGCAAAGCGACCUUCACCGACGACACCGGGCGCGUGCUCUUCCACUGUGAAACGCCCUGGAAGUUCGGCACGCGCCACACCGCGGACCACCGCGGCGGGGACGACGUAGUCGUCGGUACGAUCGACUGGCGAUGGCCCGAGAGCGCGACGUUCACGAUUCGCGGGAUGGUGGUUGAGUCGAAACGGUUUGGUUGA
Molecule: messenger RNA, 705 nt
Organism: Coniophora puteana RWD-64-598 SS2
Lineage: Eukaryota; Fungi; Basidiomycota; Agaricomycetes; Boletales; Coniophoraceae
Exons: 1
Coding region: 334-705 (123 amino acids)
Source: RefSeq, a predicted model, not a curated record